Molecule: messenger RNA, 3809 nt
Organism: Athalia rosae (coleseed sawfly)
Lineage: Eukaryota; Metazoa; Arthropoda; Insecta; Hymenoptera; Athaliidae
Product: S-adenosylmethionine synthase-like
Exons: 10
Coding region: 471-1685 (404 amino acids)
Biological process (GO): S-adenosylmethionine biosynthetic process
Cellular component (GO): cytosol
Molecular function (GO): ATP binding; methionine adenosyltransferase activity
Source: RefSeq, a predicted model, not a curated record
GGCGCUCAGUGCUCUUACAUCCGUCAGCCAAACUUUUCAAGUGUCAGUGGGAGUAUCGAGUCUGAUCGAACUGUCUCAGAUUUGUUUUACAUACAUCACAUUUAUAUUAAAGCGGAUCGUUUCACGUACGCCACCUCUGCGCUUAAACAUCAACAAAUUUGAAAAACAUACCUACAAUAAGAAUCGAGGAUUACCUGAAGACAGCCUAAUAAAGAAAUUGAAACGGAGCAUCUCGUCGAAGAGUGAAAGUGGUGCUCGAUAGGCGAUAAACCCAAGGAAGGUGCGAGGAGACGCCGUUGUUAAAUUGAGCGCUGACCAUCGUCUCCCGUAGCAACGCUCAGGCCACGUGACCUUUGCCGAGGUUACAUAUAGACCGAACUGCCGGGCGGGGAGCCUCUUUUCACAGUGCGUUGUGGUUGCUUGUGCAGUGUAAUCCCGCUGAGCUGUCUGACACGGAAACUAGCAGCAAAAUGCCCGAGACUUCAUACCACAUGAACGGCCAUGCCAACGGCCACAUGCCACCCGAACUACAACAGGGAACUAGCUUCCUUUUCACGUCGGAAUCAGUCGGCGAAGGACAUCCAGAUAAGAUGUGCGAUCAAAUCAGUGAUGCCAUCUUAGACGCACACUUGCAGCAAGACCCAAACGCCAUGGUUGCCUGUGAAACAGUUACAAAGACGGGAAUGAUCUUGUUGUGCGGAGAAAUCACCUCAAAGGCAGUAGUGGACUACCAGAAGAUCGUGAGAGAUACAGUGAAACACAUCGGCUAUGAUGACUCCUCAAAAGGUUUUGACUACAAACUGUGCAAUGUGCUAUUGGCGCUUGACGCCCAAUCACCAAAUAUUGCCGCAGGGGUUCACGAGAAUCGCAGUGACGAGGAAGUUGGCGCCGGUGAUCAGGGUUUAAUGUUUGGCUACGCCACCGAUGAAACAGAAGAAUGUAUGCCACUCACAGUUGUUCUUGCACACCGGCUAAACCAGAAAAUUGCAGAACUCAGACGCAGCGAAGAACUAUGGUGGGCCCGUCCAGACUCCAAAACACAGGUGACCUGCGAAUACAUAAUGGAUCAUGGCGCCUGUGUUCCUAGUCGAGUUCACACAGUAGUUGUAUCUCUCCAGCAUAGUGAGAAAAUCUCCCUUGAUGAACUCCGGAAGGCUGUUAUGGAAAAAGUCAUUAAGACCGUCAUCCCUGCUAAAUACCUUGAUGAAAGAACAGUUUUCCACGUAAACCCAUGUGGGCUCUUCAUUAUUGGUGGUCCACAGAGCGAUGCUGGUCUCACAGGCCGCAAAAUCAUAGUAGACACAUACGGUGGUUGGGGAGCCCAUGGUGGUGGUGCCUUCUCUGGUAAAGACUUUACCAAAGUUGAUCGGUCUGCAGCAUAUGCUGCAAGAUGGGUUGCAAAGUCUCUUGUGAAGGCUGGUCUUUGCAGGCGUUGUUUAGUGCAGGUUUCGUAUGCCAUUGGUGUUGCAGAACCUUUGUCUAUCACAGUUUUUGACUACGGCACCUCCAAGUUGUCACAAACCAAACUGUUGGACAUUGUGAACAAAAACUUUGAUCUACGCCCUGGUAAAAUCGUAAAGGAGCUGAAUCUUCGCAAUCCAAUAUAUCAACAGACCAGUACAUAUGGCCAUUUCGGCAGGGAAGGUUUCAGCUGGGAACAGCCAAAGAUCCUAAACCUCGAUUGAACGGUUAAUGAUUUCAGAUUUUCUUAACUUAGAAACCAUUAAACUUACCAGGUUACGCUAUGCCCGUUAGCCCCUACCCAAUCCUUUCAUCAUCAAAGAACAAAAGUCACCAACCCUCUUGUGAUAAAGCACUGAAUAAGCUUUUUUUAACUUUACUUUGAGCGCCAAGUUGCAAUGUGUGAAUUAAAUAAUUCAGCCAAACAGAAUAAGAAUCUCUGAACUUGGAUUUGAUUCGCGUCUCGAUCAAAAAUGAUUACAUUCAAGUUCACUUGCACAGCCAGCCGAAUUUUUUUAAUUUUUUUUGCAAUGACAAUAUUUGUACUGAUUCGUAGUUCCUUAUUGUGGACGAAUACUUAGCAUCAAUUGGGCGUCAUUGUGUAUGUAGACUUAAUUCUGAUGGGUGUAUAUACUUUGUACCACCAGUAAUUUUGAACUUGAGCUAUUAAACUUCUUCAUUUUGGAACUUUGACGAUUGAUAUUAGUGAACAUAGUUGAAUCUCACAAUACAUGGUACAAAUACAAGGAAGUACAAACUAUUCGUAAUAAAUACACAGCAACUUGGCAGUGCUUUUAUCUUAUAAAUUUCAAUAUUUGAUUUUUUUAAAUCAUGAUUUGGUUUAUAAUCAACACCGACUGUUUGAAGUGAUGAAUUAUGAAAAUCCUGUGGUAUUUCAAUCUAAAGCAACAUAAUAACUUGGAGAAAAAAACGUAAAAAGAUUAUGCCAUCCCCAUGAUCCAAAAAAAAAAAAUAGGGGUCAAUUUCCGAAUAGCUCCCACCUCUGAUUUCAAUGAAAAUUCACAGGCAUGUAAUGUUAUGUGUACAAAAUUACAAAAUUAAGGAGGAGAAAUUCAGCGAUUUCAAAGGCCGACUUUUGACAGAUUACUGAGCGUGGCAGUGGGCCUAAUGAAUGAAAAACGAGAUAAAAUAUAAACCAGAAAUGAACUAAAAUUUCAUUGAAAAACUCUUCAGUUAGUUAAACGAGGUUACGGUACCACGGGUCUUCACAGUUCAUGUCUGGUUGCCGACUUUAUAUCUCACAAACUAGAUGUUUCCGCAAGAUAUUACUUCGGGAUUCAACUUAAUUUCGUACAUAUUACAUGCCUGUGGAAUUUUAUUGAAAUCGGAGGUGGGGGCUAUUCGGAAGUCUUACCGAAAAUAGCAUUGAAAUAAGUAACUAUAUGUAAGUCUGUAUAUAUUGGCAGUAAGAUGUCACAUCUGUAGCUUAUAAGUAAUACUUAAUGACGUAGUACGAGAUGGAGUUGUUAAAAGUUUGUAAAUUUCAUUCGGUAUGACGGUUUUAUCCAUUAUACUAUUGUGAGGUUUUUGAACUUUUCACCGUCAAUCAAUAUUUAGGAGGAUAUGUUCUUUGUAUAUAAAAUUAUUGUAUUGCAGAACAAACUUUAUUUGGAGUAGCGACAUAGCUCCAGUUUUAUAACUGGAAACAAACAUUCGUGAGCGUGUCCUAACGUUUCUGCAUUUAGAAAAAUGAAAAAAAAGUGCACGGAAAGGUAAUUGAAACAUCAUGUUUGUGUGAGAAUAUUCUACCUACUAUUUCGUUAAGUAAUACUUUUUAGUGAUUCUUAGUGAUCUUAGUAGUCCGUAAGUGUACAUGAAUUUACCCCAAAGCCAUACCAUCCGGAUUUAUGUGAGUGAUGUAGAGGCCCCUUAUCCACCCUCGUGGUGACUGGACGAGCCUUUGAUUAGUAUUUGAAUGACACGAAAAGUUUAAAUUCAAAUUGUUACUCGUACUUCCUGGUAGAAGAAACGGAUGUUAUAGUAUUUAUGCUGGUUUUACAAGUACACCUUAUCAUUAGGCGGCCUCGAAAUUAAUUAUCCCCGUUUAGGCUUAAGUAAGAAAAAAUAUUUCCAUUCAAUAUAUUUUUUUUUGUCAUGAGACGUUCUAGGAAAAGGGUCAGUCAGAGAUGACGGCUAUCCUAGCAUGAAAAUCGGACGCAAAACCCUUAGAAUUUUAUCGUGAAAUCAACUUAGCACUGUGGAACCAAUAAUAAUUGUAGACAAAAGGACAUCGAACCCUUGUCACGACGUUAGAUUUUUUGUACCGAUGACGAGUGUCGUCAUCCGAAUACAAAAAAUACAUAAUAAAAAAAUAAUUUUUUAAUAAA